AUGGCUGGCUCCAUAGAAGAAGACCUGUCUCCGCUAAUAGAACACUCGCAUUCAUCUCCUGAUCAUCAAUCUCACAUCGUCACACAUAGAACUGGAACGAUAUGGACGGCGAUAGCUCAUAUAAUAACCGGAGUGAUGGGAGCAGGAGUGUUGUCGUUGGGAUGGAGCUUGGCGCAACUCGGAUGGUUGUUUGGUACUCUUGCAAUCUUAGUUUUCGCGUUGGUUACCGGAGUUUCAACCUCCAUUCUCUCCGAUUGCUACAGAUCUCCGGACUCCGAGUUAGGUCCUGAUAGGCAUACUUCCUUUCUUCAAGCUGUUAGAUUCUAUUUAGGGGAGAGGAAUCAGAAGAUAUGUGCCGUGUUCUUCAACGAGAGCUUAUUUGGGAAUGAUAUUGCUUACACCAUUGCAACUGCUACCAGCAUCAGGGCAAUACUGAAAUCGAAUUGUUAUCACGAACAAGGGCAUGAUGCAGCAUGUAAAUAUCCAGACAGCAUUUAUAUGCUUCUGUUUGGACUAGUGCAGAUCGUCAUGUCUCAGAUACCAAAUUUCCAUAACAUGGCUUGGCUCUCUGUUGUUGCUGCCAUGAUGUCGAUUGCUUACUCUACCGUCGGUUUGGGGCUUGGUUUGGCAAAAGUUAUCGAAAAUGGGGAGAUUAAGGGGAGAAUAGGAGGAGUCCCAUCAGCUUCUGCAGCUUAUAAAACAUGGCUAGUUUUUCAGGGUCUUGGAGACAUAGCUUUUGCUUAUCCAUACUCAAUGAUACUCCUAGAAAUUCAGGAUACCUUGCAAUCACCACCAUCUGAAACUGUAACAAUGAAAAAAGCCUCAAAGUCUGCAAUCAUCAUCACCACCGUCUUCUAUCUAUGUUGCGGAGGCUUCGGGUAUGCAGCCUUUGGGAACAUGACACCCGGGAAUCUCUUGACUGGAUUUGGGUUCUACGAGCCCUAUUGGCUCGUCGAUUUUGCCAAUGCGUGUGUCGUUCUACAUCUUGUUGGCGGAUAUCAGAUCUUCAGCCAACCGAUAUUUGCAUUUGUGGAAAGAUGGUUUUCCGAGAGGCACCCAGAUAGUCGAUUUGUGAACGAGUUCUACACAUUGAACCUGCCUUCACUGCCGGCAUUUCAAGUGAAUCUCUUCAGGCUAUGUUUCAGGUCGCUAUACGUUGUGACCACGACUGCAAUCGCAAUGCUGUUUCCGUAUUUCAACCAAGUGUUGGGAGUGUUGGGAGCCUUAAGCUUUUGGCCACUGACCAUAUAUUUCCCGGUCGAGAUGUAUUUCGUGCAAAGAAACAUCGCACCUUGGACACGAAAGUGGGUUGCUCUUCGAUCCUUCAGCAUCGCUUGCUUUCUUGUAUCGGCUUUGGCAUUCAUCGGAUCACUCGAAGGACUCGUAUCGGCUAGAUUCCAGUAA
Molecule: messenger RNA, 1404 nt
Organism: Cynara cardunculus var. scolymus (artichoke)
Lineage: Eukaryota; Viridiplantae; Streptophyta; Magnoliopsida; Asterales; Asteraceae
Product: probable amino acid permease 7
Exons: 7
Coding region: 1-1404 (467 amino acids)
Cellular component (GO): plasma membrane
Source: RefSeq, a predicted model, not a curated record